Messenger RNA from Etheostoma cragini (Arkansas darter), 2701 nucleotides. It is a transcript of the gene chrna9a, whose product is annotated as cholinergic receptor, nicotinic, alpha 9a. Gene Ontology annotation, molecular function: acetylcholine-gated monoatomic cation-selective channel activity; transmembrane signaling receptor activity. Gene Ontology annotation, biological process: signal transduction; regulation of membrane potential; monoatomic ion transmembrane transport. Gene Ontology annotation, cellular component: neuron projection; postsynaptic membrane; synapse. The record is from RefSeq and is a predicted model, not a curated record. The coding region runs from base 231 to 1862 and encodes 543 amino acids. NCBI's taxonomy places the organism in Eukaryota, Metazoa, Chordata, Actinopteri, Perciformes, Percidae. The transcript has 7 exons.
ACGAUCACACACAGAGAGACAGUGACGGAGAGGCAAAUUGCAACUAACAACAACCGAAGCAUUCAGAGCUUCUUACAGGAUGUAACAUUUUAAGAAUUUAUUUUAGUCCUGCUCAGCUUCAGCAGGGGAGAAUGGAGAUCAGAAUAGAGUGAUGCUCUGGAUUUGGAUUCAGGCUUUUUCAGGGACUCCUUUGCAGAAUAACUGAUCCUUCUGAUUGUGACUGGUUGAAAAUGAGGAAGGCAGUACUGCUGGUGUGGAUCGGCCUUUUGGUGCAAGUGUCCCAUUGUGCUCAGGGUCAGUUUGCCCGAAAACUUCUGGCUGACCUGAUGGAGGACUACUCCAGUGCUUUGAGGCCAGUGGAUGAAACAGACAAAGCCCUCAAUGUCUCCCUGCAGAUCACGCUGUCACAGAUCAAAGAUAUGGAUGAGAGGAACCAGGUGUUAACCACGUACCUGUGGAUAAGGCUGGUCUGGCAUGACGCCUACCUGAAGUGGAACAAGGAGGACUAUGACAACCUUGAGAUGAUAAAUAUCCCCAGCGACCUGGUUUGGAAGCCAGAUAUCGUACUCUACAAUAAGGCAGAUGAGGACUCUUCAGGUGCAUCCAGCACUAAUGUGAAGCUGCGGUAUAAUGGAGAGAUCGUCUGGGACUCUCCAGCCAUCACAAAGAGCACAUGUGUGGUGGAUGUCUCCUACUUCCCCUUCGACUGGCAGCAAUGCAAACUCACCUUUGGCUCCUGGACCUACAAUGGCAACCAGGUGGACAUCAGUUUGGGGAUGGACAGUGGGGACCUGUCUGACUUUGUGGAGAACGUAGAGUGGGAGUGUCACGGCAUGCCGGCAGUUAGAAACGUCAUGAUAUACGGCUGCUGCUCUGACCCUUACACUGAAAUCACCUAUACCCUGCUCCUGAAGCGCCGCUCCUCUUUUUACAUCUUCAACUUGCUCCUGCCCUGCUUCCUCAUCUCGUUCCUGGCCCCGCUGGGCUUCUACUUGCCGGCCGACUCUGGGGAGAAGGUUUCCCUCGGUGUCACAGUGCUGCUGGCGCUCACUGUGUUCCAGUUGUUGGUGGCUGAGAGCAUGCCUCCUGCAGAGAGCAUGCCCUAUAUAGGGAAGUACUACAUAGCCACAAUGACUAUGAUCACGGCCUCCACCUCUCUUACCAUCUUUAUCAUGAACAUUCAUUUCUGUGGUGCGGAGGCCAAGCCUGUCCCUCACUGGGCUAAGGUGCUCAUCAUAGACUACAUGUCUAAAAUCUUCUUCGUCUAUGAGGUGGGGGAGAACUGCACCACGGCGGAGAGUGAGAGGACCCUGCUGUACCCCGAGGAACCUGUGAACGAUAAGUGCAGCUACAUCGAUGACCAUUUUCAUGACUAUCAUCACGACAGCGAUCCGUACAAGUACAACAACAGCCACGGUGUGCAUCAUCACAAAGGCCAGGCAAACGGCAACACCAACAAUAGCCGUCACCAUUACAACCACGCUUCCAGACUGGAGAGUGGCGAGGGGAAGCGAGACCCCAGACAGCACUACUACCACAUCAGGAGGGAUGAACUGGACUACCAGGUCCCCCACCAUCCACAAAACCUCCAGCACCUGAAUGGAGGACAGAAGGAUCAGGUCCUUUAUCCCACAAAGAAACUUCAAGUCCCAGCCUGCCCCGGCUGCUGCCCCUGCCUCCAACAUAAACAGGUGGUGAAGAACAUCCAGUACAUCACCAACUGCUUCCGCGAGCAGAAAGCCAAUUGUGUCAAGGCAGCAGAGUGGAAGAAGGUUGCAAAGGUGAUGGAUAGGUUUUUCAUGUGGAUCUUCUUCAUCAUGGUGUUCCUCAUGAGCAUCCUCAUCAUCGCCAAGGCAUCCUGACAGCUUCCUUCCUCAUCAUCUUUGUACCACCAUGAUAACAUUUAUCUUCCAUCACUGAUGGACCUCAGGCAUUACCCAUGAUUCACCUCAUUUUUACUUUAAUGCAACAAAUGAAGACUAUUUUAUAUGUGUGUCAGUAUUGUAGUGUGUGUGUGUGUGUGUGUGUGUGUGUGUGGGGGGGCGGUUGUGCUGCUUCAUUGUUGUUUUGUGCUUUGACAUAAAGAGGACAAGGUCACUGCACACAAAUUAUCCGUUUAAUCACACACGCACACAAGCACAGAAAUUCAUCAAAGCCUCCCGGUUAGUUAACGUCAGGUUUGCUUGCAUGUGUGACGGAGCAGUAGAGCGGUAAGACAAUCUAAGCCUUGCCUUGAACAUGCAUGGGCUCUCCAUUAUGGAUUAGCUUACAGCCUGACAUCCAGCUAUAGGCAUUACGUUACAUACAUUACGUUUUAGGCGACCAGAUGAGGCUAUUUUCCGUUACAAUAAGAGCACCAGCAGAUUCACCUUAAAUACUUAUGAAACAACCUUUUGGUGUUUUUUCUGGUCUAGGUGUCAAGAAAUUGGUUUACAUAAAUUGUGAAAUGCUUCUUUGUGAAACUUGAAGAAAAAGCAUGAAUUAUUACCUUUCUUAGUAACUUUUUAAUGUGAUGUUUGGACUUUAAAGGCUUCCUCCAGAGCGUGAAUGGUGGAUGUGCUGUACCUUUUGUCUAACUUAGGCCUUGCUUAUUGGUCCAGUAAAGAAUAAAACCUGUGAUGACCUGUUGUUAAACAUGGUUUUACUCCCUGUCCCUGCAGUUUGCGUUAUGGUAUAAAUCUAAUUUGCUAUGCAUAAUGUA